Molecule: messenger RNA, 3322 nt
Organism: Fukomys damarensis (Damara mole-rat)
Lineage: Eukaryota; Metazoa; Chordata; Mammalia; Rodentia; Bathyergidae
Gene: Wars2
Product: tryptophanyl tRNA synthetase 2, mitochondrial
Exons: 6
Coding region: 8-1090 (360 amino acids)
Biological process (GO): mitochondrial tryptophanyl-tRNA aminoacylation
Cellular component (GO): mitochondrion; mitochondrial matrix
Molecular function (GO): ATP binding; tryptophan-tRNA ligase activity
Source: RefSeq, a predicted model, not a curated record
UCUCAAGAUGGCGCUGUGCGCAAUGAGGAAAGCGCGUGGGAGCCGGAACGUCAUCCGGGCACUUCACAAAGGACCCGAAGUUGCUUCCCCUCCCCAGAAAGACAGCAUGAAGCGAGUGUUUUCUGGCAUUCAGCCUACAGGAAUCCUCCACCUGGGAAAUUACCUGGGAGCCAUUGAGAGCUGGGUGAAGUUACAGGACCAGUACAACACGGUGCUUUACAGCAUUGUUGACCUCCACUCCCUCACUGUCCCCCAAGACCCCGCCACCCUUCGGCAGAGCAUCCUUGACAUGACUGCUGCUCUCCUUGCCUGCGGCAUAAACCCAGAGAAAAGCAUCCUUUUCCAACAAUCUCAGGUGUCCGAGCACACACAAUUAAGUUGGAUCCUUACCUGCAUGGUCAGACUGCCUCGAUUACAACAUCUACACCAGUGGAAGGCGAAGGCUGCCCAGCAGAAGCGCGAUGGAACAGUGGGUCUGCUCACAUAUCCCGUACUCCAGGCAGCCGACGUUCUGUCCUACAAGUCCACACACGUUCCUGUUGGAGAAGAUCAGGUCCAACACAUGGAGCUCAUUCAAGAUCUAGCCCAAGGUUUCAACAAGAAGUAUGGACAUUUCUUUCCAGUGCCCCAGUCCAUUCUAACACCCAUGAAGAAGGUGAAAUCCCUCCGUGACCCUUCUGCCAAAAUGUCAAAGUCAGACCCUGACAAACUGGCCACUGUUCGGAUUACAGACAGCCCAGAGGAGAUAGUGAGUAAGUUUCGCAAGGCUGUGACAGACUUCACCUCUGAAGUUACCUAUGACCCUGCUAGCCGAGGGGGCGUCUCCAACCUGGUAGCAAUCCACGCUGCAGUGACAGGACUCUCAGUGGACGAAGUGGUCCAGAGCAGCGUGGGCACCGACACUGCCCACUACAAGCAGGUGGUGGCAGAUGCUGUCAUUGAGAAAUUUGCUCCAAUUAAGCGUGAAAUUGAAAAACUGAAGAUAGACAAGGACUAUUUAGAGAAGAUUUUGCGCACUGGAUCAGCAAAAGCUAAAGAAUUAGCAUAUCCUGUGAUCCAAGAGGUGAAGAAAUUGGUGGGGAUUCUAUAGGCACCAUCAAACUAAUCACAAGAGGAACUGUAUCUUGCAUUGUGGACACUGAAAUAAAGUAGCUUUUGCCAAUUUCUGCACACACACGCACACACACACACACUGAUACACCCAAUUUGGGGACAGUUCAUCAUUUAAUUUUGUAUAGCUGAUUAUUGGCUUCAUUUGAUGAAUGAGGCUUUAUAGUGUUCAAAUAAUAUUCUGAAUCUCAUCAAUGAAAUGUGAUCAGCCAACAAAAAAUACUAAAGAAGGCAUAGUUGUGUGAAUCCCCAAUUAUUUGAGGCAUGCUCUUUGAUCUGAAUGUAUCCAUACAAAUGUAAUUAAAGAGAGCAAGCAGUAACUUGGGAAAUGGGGUAGGAUGUGUGUUUCCUUCCUUGAGUACUUAUUGUAACAGGUGUUCACUUAACCAAGCCGUGGUGGUUUUCUGGUUUUGUUUUGUUUUGUUUUGUUUUGUUUAGUACCAGGGAUUGAACUCAGGUCCUUGAGCUUGCGAGGCAACCACCAGAACCACUGAGCUAAAUCCCAAGCCCCAAGCCCUUUUAAAAAGCAGUACAUUGAGGUCUUAGACUUGAAAUCCGUGAGACAUCAUUUGAUUGACUUUGUAUUCACGUCUUAGUCAUUUUCCCUUCACUGGCACAAAAUACCUAACACCCACAACUUACAGGAGGGAUGGUUUGUUUUGGCUAAUGGUUUCUAGAGGAUUCAGUCCAUAGUCAGCUGGCUCAACGGCAGGAGGGGCAUGGUAGAAGGGUCUGGCAGAGAGAAGCUGCUUUUGUCAUGCAGGGCAGGAAGCAAGAGAGGGAAAGAAGAGCCAGGGACAAGAAUGUACCCUUCCAGGUCACACCACCCGCUACCACGCCCAACUCCUAACAGCUAUGGCCGUCAGUGGGUGAAUUGUUUGAUGAGUAUAGCACCUCAUGAUGCAGUCACCUUCUAAAACAGCUCUGAAUGCAUGAGGCUUUAGGGGACAUUCUGGUCUAAACCAUAACAGAUUUCCUAAGAGCAGGUUGGUUACUAUACGUAGUUCCUCUGUCAAUGAGAUAUUGCCUGCCCUAGUGUUUUUAAGCUGCUUGUUUGCCCAGGCACCAGACUGAUCAUUCCAGCAAAUAUUUGUCUGCUUCUUAACUGAAACGUGGAAUACUCUCUUCCGAAAACAUUUCAUUAUUUCACCUUGAUUCAUGCAUUGUACAAGAGCCCAAGUUCCUGAGUUAUAUUCUUAAUGAGCACUUUUUUGCAUUCUUCUCAGUUUAGUCUCACCGGCCUCCUAGGAAAUACAUAGGAGAGGAAUUGCCAUUUUCAUAAGCAGAAGGUAAAGCUGAGGGAGAACAGUUAGCUCAUAAAAGAUGAAGCAAGUCUAAGAGUUAAACCUUUACUCCUCGAGAAGAGUUGUGUAUUUUUUUUUGCUUUUUUUGUUGUUGUUUUAUUUUUGUUUUUAAUUUUUUUUCAGUUGCACAAAGCUCUGAGAGGCAGCAUGUUUGACCCUGCAAACAUUGUGAUUUUGACAGUGCGUUUUGGAAAUAUAAGUCCUGAACUACUGAUUUCAUUUAUGUCUACAAGUCAGCCAACAGCAACCCAUUUUAAAUCUCUAUUCACCCAACCUUGGUCACAUUUGCCCCCCAGAAUUGCAAAGGCAGUUCCCAAGUUUUCUCUUUUUUACUAUUACAGGACUUCACAGUGUAUACUGACAGAUGAAGUGGUACUGAGACCUUACGUAUUCGAUAUGCGGAGAAGCUUCUUGUCUCACUUCUACCUCGUUCUCUCUACGUAAUAAUAAAUCACUCUGACGCCUAGCCUCUGUGCACAUAGUUCCUACAGCUGAACAAGAAAAUGAUGAUCCUGACUCUAUGUCAGGACCUGGUAGUGAGAUUGAUUUUGUAACAGAAAUUGCUUGCAAUAUUUUGCAACCUUGGUCACCAUUUGCACAUAACCAGGAUGUUAGGCAAAAAACUUUCCACUCAUGGUACUUGACAGGAGGAAGUAGAGUGAUCCUUAGAACAGAACAGACCUAAAUCUACAAAGGUCCAUAUCCUAGUAUCCAAAUUAAAAGCUCCUCUUGAGGAUUCUUGGAGCUAGCUUGGUUCAUGGGAAAAAAAAAUACUUUACCUUUUGGAUCUUCUCUUGAAAUUGCAUAUCCAUUGUCCUGGAGCAUCUUUGGGUAUAUUUAUUCCAAAGCUCUCCCCAGCCCUUUCUGAGGAACCCUAUUCUGAAACUAGAAAAUAACAAAAUUAAUAG